Messenger RNA from Papaver somniferum (opium poppy), 5007 nucleotides. RefSeq names its product ABC transporter D family member 1-like. NCBI's taxonomy places the organism in Eukaryota, Viridiplantae, Streptophyta, Magnoliopsida, Ranunculales, Papaveraceae. The transcript is spliced from 26 exons. Bases 591 to 4589 code for a protein of 1332 amino acids. Gene Ontology annotation, biological process: very long-chain fatty acid catabolic process; long-chain fatty acid import into peroxisome; fatty acid beta-oxidation. Gene Ontology annotation, molecular function: ATP binding; ATP hydrolysis activity; long-chain fatty acid transmembrane transporter activity. Gene Ontology annotation, cellular component: peroxisomal membrane. The record is from RefSeq and is a predicted model, not a curated record.
GGUACUGGUAGUACCAUAAUAAGAUGGAAAUCUAGAUUGCCACGAUGCAUUUCUGGGACUCCGGAAUAUUAUCAAUUCAAUAGACCUGACUUGCUGAGAGUCUUCAUGACAUCACCCACCCUUUUCUGAUUUUUCCGGGACUCUCACCAAAAUCUGUUUAUCUCUCUCUUUCUCCUUCAUCACUUCUCUCACGCAGUGUGAAAAAAAUUCUUCUGGGAUUUUAAUAAAUAAUUCUUAGGGUUUUUAAUGGAAAAUUAGGGUUUUUAGUAUUUAUAUUAUGGUCGAUUUGAUCAUAGAAGAGAGAGUUUAAUGAUCUCUUCUUGAUCAAAAGAUAGAGAUAUAGAUAUAGUAGAUUAGAUAGGUAUAUACAGAGAAGAGAAUUGUCGAUCCAACUGAAGUGGAAGAAGAAGACUCUGGUGUACUUCAUUUCUUAUUGUGGCGAUUAAAUUUUAUCUCUAUUCAGGUUAUACUGGAAGAAUGGCGUUACAAGGUUAUAUUUUAGCAUGUCAAAUUCUCUGCUUCUUUAAUUUGCAAAGAUAGUCUUUUCCAUCUGCUGACAUCUCCUUGUUGGAAAAGAGCCAUCUUAGAAAAUGCCUUCUCUUCAGUUAUUGAAGUUAACUGAGCAUGGUCGGAAUCUUUUGGCUUCAAGAAGGAAAAUCCUGGCUAUAGCUACGAGUGUAUUAGUUGUUGGUGGAACAGCUGUGUACAUGCAAUCACGAAGUCGUAUUACCACCAAAACGGUUGUUGAUAAGAAAAGAUCAAAUGAAGUUGAUCAGAACGGUAAAGUUGUUAAAAAAACAGUAAAAAAAGGGAGAUUGAGAUCUCUCAAAGUACUAGCAGCUAUCCUACUGUCUCAUAUGGGCAAAUUGGGUGCGAAGGAUCUUCUUACUCUAGUUGCUAUUGUGGCCUUGCGAACAACUUUGAGCAACAGACUUGCGAAAGUGCAAGGGUUCCUAUUUCGUGCCGCUUUUCUUCGACGUAUACCGGCAUUUUUGCGUCUGAUUCUUGAAAACCUUCUGUUGUGUUUUCUUCAAUCAGCCUUGCUUUCAACUUCAAAAUACAUAACAGGAAGCCUAAGUCUGACGUUCAGAAAAAUAUUGACUGAAAUUACUCAUGCACAUUAUUUUGAGAAUAUGGCAUACUACAAAAUAUCUCAUGUUGAUGGACGGAUAACAAACCCUGAACAAAGAAUAGCUAGCGACAUACCUAGGUUCUGUUCAGAAUUAAGUGACCUUGUACAUGAAGAUCUUAUAGCAGUCACUGAUGGUCUUCUUUAUAGUUGGCGUCUUUGUUCUUACGCAAGCCCCAAAUACAUUCUCUGGAUAUUGGCUUAUGUAACAGGGGUAGGGGGGUUGAUUGUAAAUAUCUCUCCUUCAUUUGGGAAAUUGAUGUCCAAAGAGCAACAAUUGGAAGGGGACUAUCGACAGCUCCAUUCAAGGUUAAGGACCCAUGCAGAAAGUAUUGCAUUUUAUGGAGGAGAAAACAGAGAAGAAUCACAUAUUCAGCAGAAGUUCAAAAACCUUGUCAAGCACAUGAAACUUGUUCUUCAUGAUCAUUGGUGGUUUGGAAUGAUUCAAGAUUUUCUGUUGAAGUAUCUUGGUGCUACAGUAGCAGUUGUGCUUAUUAUUGAGCCUUUCUUUUCUGGGGAUCUCAGACCUGACACUUCCACCUUGGGAAGAGCUGAGAUGUUGAGCAACCUAAGAUAUCAUACAAGUGUUAUAAUAUCUUUAUUUCAGUCCCUUGGGACUCUUUCUAUAAGUUCAAGACGGCUGAACCGGUUAAGUGGUUAUGCUGACCGCAUUCAUGAACUAAUGGUUGUCUCGAGGGAGUUAAGUGCACAUGACAAUAAAAGUGUUAUUCAAAGAAAUGGAAGCAGGAAUUAUAUUUGCGAGGCUAAUUACAUUGAGUUCUCCGGCGUCAAGGUAGUUACACCGACGGGCAAUGUACUCGUGGAUGAUUUAACGCUUAGGGUUGAAUCAGGAUCUAACCUUUUAAUUACAGGUCCAAAUGGCAGCGGGAAAAGUUCCCUUUUCCGAGUUUUAGGAGGACUGUGGCCACUAGUAUCUGGUUACAUUGUAAAGCCUGGUGUUGGAUCUGAUCUUAAUAAGGAGAUUUUUUAUGUGCCACAAAGACCGUAUACAGCUGUAGGAACACUCCGAGAUCAGCUAAUUUAUCCUCUUACAGCAAGUGAAGGGAUUGAACUACUCACUCGUAGCGAGAUGGCAGAGCUUUUGAAAAAUGUUGACCUUGAGUAUUUGUUAGAUCGUUAUCCUCCCGAAGAGGAGAUAAACUGGGGUGAUGAACUCUCUCUAGGUGAGCAGCAAAGAUUAGGGAUGGCCAGGCUAUUUUACCAUAAACCCAAGUUUGCUAUUCUCGAUGAAUGCACAAGUGCUGUUACUACUGACAUGGAAGAACGUUUCUGUGCUAAAGUUCGGGCUAUGGGGACAUCAUGCAUAACUAUAUCACACCGUCCUGCACUCGUUGCUUUUCAUGAUAUUGUUUUGUCUCUGGAUGGGGAAGGGGGCUGGAGAGUUCACCAUAAGAGGGAUGAUGAAUCUUUGGAGAUUAAUGAAGUUGAGAGCAAUAUGAUAAAGUCAUCUGAUAAGCACCGACAAAGUGAUGCCAUGACUGUUCAACGAGCCUUUGCUCCCACUAAAAAGGAUACUGCAUUUACAGGUACCAAGGCACAAUCCUAUGUUCCAGAGGUAUUGAGAAAAUCUCCUGUUGUUGAUCAUGAGGUUCCUUUGCCCGUGGUCCCCCAAAUGAAAAACACUCCAAGGGUACUGCCAUUAAGAGUUGCUGCAAUGUUUAAAAUAUUGGUACCUGCAUUGCUUGAUAAACAGGGGGCUCAACUUUUUGCGGUAGCUUUACUUGUUAUAUCGAGGACAUGGAUUUCAGACCGAAUCGCUUCCUUGAACGGAACCAGUGUAAAAUACGUUCUUGAACAGGAUAAGGCAGCCUUUAUUCGAUUAACUGGCAUCAGUGUUCUUCAGAGUGCGGCAUCUUCUGUAGUUGCUCCUUCCUUGAGGUACUUGACAGCCAGACUGGCUCUUGGGUGGAGAAUUCGUUUGACCCAACAUUUGCUGAAAAACUAUUUGAGAAAGAAUGCUUUUUACAAGGUAUUCAAUAUGUCAGGAGAAAAUGUUGAUGCAGAUCAGAGAAUAACACAUGAUGUGGAAAAGUUAACUUCUGAUUUAGCAAGUCUUGUCACUGGAAUGGUGAAGCCUUCUGUUGAUAUACUCUGGUUUACUUGGAGAAUGAAAUUGUUAACUGGCCAAAGAGGAGUUGCUAUACUAUACGCUUACAUGUUACUUGGUCUGGGUUUUCUGAGGAGUGUAACACCUGAAUUCGGUGACUUAGCAAGUCGAGAGCAACAACUUGAAGGAACCUUCAGGUUCAUGCAUUCAAGACUCCGUACGCAUGCUGAAUCUGUUGCAUUCUUUGGUGGUGGUUCUCGAGAAAAAGCUAUGGUAAAUGCAAAAUUCAGGGACCUUCUUAAUCACUCUAAGCUACUUCUGAAGAAGAAGUGGCUCUUUGGUAUACUAGAUGAUUUUGUCACAAAGCAGCUGCCACACAACGUCACCUGGGGUUUGAGUUUGUUGUAUGCCAUGGACCACAAAGGAGAUAGGGCAUUGACAUCUACACAAGGUGAGUUGGCACAUGCUUUGCGGUUCCUAGCUUCUGUAGUGUCACAGAGCUUCCUAGCUUUUGGUGACAUCCUAGAGUUGAAUAGGAAAUUUGUUGAACUUUCUGGUGGUAUCAAUCGAAUCUUCGAGCUUGAAGAGCUACUUGAGGCUUCUCAAAAAGAGGUUUCUCUACCGAAUACUGCAUCAUCGUUAGAGAUGAGUGAGGCAACUGUCGAAGAUGAGAUAUCUUUCUCUGAGGUUGAUAUAAUAACUCCCGGCCAGAAAUUGCUGGCUAGGAAGUUGACAUGUGAUAUAACGCCAGGAAAAAGCCUUCUUCUUACUGGUCCGAAUGGUAGUGGGAAAAGUUCUGUUUUCAGAGUUCUUCGUGGGCUAUGGCCAGUUGUCAGUGGAAAACUGACUAAACCUCGCCAAAGCGUGAAUGAAAGGAAUGGCUCAAGUUGUGGUGUAUUCUAUGUUCCUCAACGGCCAUACACCUGCUUGGGAACUUUAAGGGACCAAAUAAUUUACCCGCUCUCUUAUGAGGAAGCAGUGCUGAAGGCAUUGCAAAUGUCUCAAAGAGGUGAAAAGUCUGAAGAUGGAACAGAUGUGUUGAAUGCGCGACUGAGAUCUAUUCUCGAGAAUGUUAGAUUAGUUUACCUUCUCGAAAGGGAGGAGGGAGGCUGGGAUGCGGAUCUUAAUUGGGAAGACAUACUAUCUCUUGGAGAACAACAAAGGCUGGGCAUGGCUCGCUUGUUCUUUCACAAUCCUAAAUUUGGCAUCCUCGACGAGUGCACAAACGCCACCAGUAUUGAUGUUGAAGAACACCUAUACAGGGUAGCAACUGAUAUGGGCAUUACCGUUGUUACCUCUUCACAAAGACCCGCUCUUAUACCAUUCCAUUCUAUGGAGUUGCGGCUAAUUGAUGGCGAGGGAAAAUGGGAGCUACGUUUGAUCAAACAUUAAGAUCUUCAAGAUAUGAAGGUUUCCGUUGGCUUCAUAAAGCUGGCCUCCUCUGGGCUAGCAUUGUUGGCCAUCUCGACGCGUGGUAGCCUUGAUUGGCCGGUCCAACAAAGUUUUGCAACUUCCUUACAGGCUGAUGAGUUUUGUGUUGAUUCCAUUGGGAUGUCAUCUCGGCCUAAAAAAGGAAGCCGGUCAAAGAUUGUGACAUGAUUUGAUAAUAAAGAUGGAAGUAUACAAACAUGCCAAUAGUUUGUAAGUAAUAUUAGAAUAUUCUAUGUACAUGCAUUUAUGUGUCAUUCAAUGCUGGCAUGUCUAGAUAUUAACAUAAUGUAAUCCAUAAUUUGUUCUUUUAUCCGUCCAAUAAAGUAAAAGAAAGUUAGGACGCCAUGAUCGUUGUUCCAACACAGUAAUUUGUUCUUUU